Messenger RNA from Dromaius novaehollandiae (emu), 4981 nucleotides. RefSeq names its product protocadherin alpha-8-like. Gene Ontology annotation, molecular function: calcium ion binding. Gene Ontology annotation, cellular component: plasma membrane. The transcript has a single exon. NCBI's taxonomy places the organism in Eukaryota, Metazoa, Chordata, Aves, Casuariiformes, Dromaiidae. The record is from RefSeq and is a predicted model, not a curated record. Gene Ontology annotation, biological process: homophilic cell-cell adhesion. The coding region runs from base 241 to 3066 and encodes 941 amino acids.
GCGGCAGGAAGGCGGCUUUGGCGGCUUUGGCGGCGCGUGUGAGGCGGCGGGGCACACGGUGUCGCUGCAGGCUCAGGAACGGCGGCGGCGCGGCGCGGCGGCUCCGCCCCGGUGCGGCGGAGAGCCCGGCUGUGAGCGCGGGGGGAGCGGCCGGGCGCGGGCGGCGGUGCCGGGCAGCGGCGGCGAGCGGCGGCGGUGCCGGGGAGCCGUGCGGGGCCCGUGCGGGUGCCGGCGCUGGCCAUGGGCGUGUGCGUGCCGGCGGCGCUGCGGGUGCUGGUGCUGCAGGCGGCCUGGGCGCUGGGCGGCGGCCAGGUGCGCUACUCGGUGCCGGAGGAAGCCAAGGCCGGCACGGUGGUGGGUCGUCUGGCGCAGGACCUGGGGCUGGAGGCGGGCGAGCUGGAGGCGCGUCGGCUGCGGCUGGUGGCGAAGGGCCGGCGGGCGAGCGUGGAGGUGAGCGGGGCGAGCGGGGCGCUGGUGCUGAGCUCGCGGCUCGACCGCGAGGAGCUGUGCGGCAAGAGCGCGCCGUGCGCCCUGCGCCUGGAGGUGCUGGUGGACCGGCCGCUGCGCGUCUUUCACGUGGAGCUGGAGGUCACCGACAUCAACGACAAUGCCCCGCUCUUCCCCGCCGCCCGCAAGAACCUCAGCAUAUCGGAGAGUUUCCCUCCCGGCUCGCGCUUCCCGCUGGAGGGCGCGUCGGACGCAGACAUCGGAGCCAACGCGCAGCUCUCCUACAAACUCAGCCCGAGCGAACAUUUCAGACUGGAUUUACAAAAAGUGAAUGACCGAAAUAACCUACCUGAACUCGUAUUAACGAAGGCGCUGGACCGGGAGGCGAUGGCGGUGCACCGGUUGGUGCUGACGGCGAGUGACGGCGGCAGACCGUCGCUGUCGGGCACGAUGGAGCUGGUGAUCUCGGUGCUGGAUGUGAACGACAACGCGCCCGAGUUCAACCAGUCGGUCUAUAAAGUGCAGCUGGCGGAGAGCGCUGCAGAGGGGACGCUGGUGGUGCGCGUGAGCGCCACGGAUCGGGAUGAGGGAACGAACAGUGAAAUGACCUACAAAGCCACACACUUCUUUCCACUGCUCGGAAAAGAUCUCGUUACCGUGAAUCCCAACACCGGGGAGAUCAGACUGACGGCCCCGCUGGAUUUUGAAGAAGUGAGCGUAGUUGACUUCCGCAUAGAGGCGAGAGAUAAGGGUACGCCUCCGUUAUCGGGUCACUGCAGCGUGGAGCUGAAGGUGCUGGACGUGAACGACAACGCGCCGGAGGUGUGGGUGACGUCGCUGUCGGUGCCGGUGCCGGAGGACGCGGCGGUGGGGACGGUGGUGGCGCUGCUGAGCGUGUCGGACCGGGACUCGGGGGCGAACGGCCGGGUGCGGUGCGCGGUGUGGCCGGCGGCGCCGUUCGGGCUGGUGGCGACGUUCGAGGGCUCGUACUCGCUGGUGCUGCGGGAGGCGCUGGACCGGGAGCGGGUGGCGGAGUACGAGGUGGAGGUGCGGGCGGAGGACGGCGGGGCGCCGCCGCUGCGCGCCAGCCGCGGGCUGCGGGUGCCGGUGUCGGACGUGAACGACAACGCGCCGGCGUUCGCGCAGGCCGUGUACACGGUGCUGGCGCGGGAGAACAACGCGGCGGGCGCGGAGCUGGCGCGGCUGUGGGCGCGGGACCCCGACGAGGCGGGCAACGGGCGCGUGAGCUACUCGGUGGCGGAGGGCGGCGCGGGCGCGGGGGCGCGGUCGGCGUCGAGCUACGUGUCGGUGGACGCGGAGAGCGGUCGGCUGUGGGCGCUGCAGCCCUUCGACUACGAGGAGCUGCAGGUGCUGCAGUUCGAGGUGCGCGCGGUGGACGCGGGGCAGCCGGCGCUGUGCGGCAACGCCACGGUGCAGCUCUUCGUCGUGGACGAGAACGACAACGCGCCGGCGCUGCUGCCGCCCGCGGGCGGCGGCGCGGGGCCCUGGGCUGGCGGCGCGUCGUCGUCGUCGUCGUCGUCGGGGCCGUCGUCGUCGGGGUCGUCGCUGUGGGCGUGGGCGGCGUGGGGGUCGCCGGCGGGGCAGGUGGUGGCGAAGAUCCGCGCGGUGGACGCGGACUCGGGCUACAACGCGUGGCUGCGCUACGAGCUGCGGGAGCCGCGGGGCAAGGGCGCGUUCCGCGUGGGGCUGUACAGCGGCGAGGUGAGCACGGCGCGGGCGCUGGAGGAGGCGGACGGCCCGCGGCAGACGCUGGUCAUCGUGGUGCGGGACCACGGCGAGCCGGCGCGCUCGGCCACGGCCACGCUGAGCGUGUCGCUGGGCGAGGGCGCCGAGGCGGCGCUGGCGGCGGCGGCGGGCGCGGGCUCGUCGCUGUCGGGGCUGCGGCCGGCGGCGGGCGCCGAGGGCGGCGCGGCGGCGGCGGCGGCGACGACGACGACGACGAACGUGUGGCUGGUGGUGGCCAUCUGCGCGGUGUCGAGCCUGUUCCUGCUGGCGGUGGUGCUGUACGGGGCGUCGCGGUGGGCGCCGCGGGCGGCCGUGCUGUCGGGGCCCGGGCCGGCGACGCUGGUGUGCGCCAGCGAAGUGGGCAGCUGGUCGUACUCGCAGCGCCAGAGCCGGAGCCUGUGCGUGGCGGACGGCGCGGGCAAGAGCGACCUCAUGGUUUUCAGCCCCAACUUCCCGCCGCCCGCCGGCGCCGCGGCGAAGGAGACGCCGCAGGAUCCGCCCGCCCUCCUGGACACGGUCAGUGGCACUUUCUUUCCCCCCUCUUCUCACCUGCGGGUCUCCCGGAAACACUUUCACGGUUCUCGCCUGAGCCCUUUGGAAUCGCCUCUUGGCGCCUGCGGGGGGCCGGUGCUUGUCAGGUCCUUGAUCUCUGGCUGUUGGCCGCGAGGUCCCGUGUGUUUCCCUGCGCUUGCAAUAGCUCUCAGAGCUGAAGUGAGCUUUGAGAAAGAGUCUACCUUCUGGAGCCUGGGGUUUGCUAGGAUCUCUCCUGUAAACAUUUUCCAUAGUGUUACGCUGCGAAGUAUUCCGCAUGAGCGGUUCCCUUUCUAUUUCUGGCUGAGGUGUUACGGGAGAGCAGGCUCCUGCUCCCUGUAGGAUCCGCUACCUUUUUUUGUUGUCGAGGACCUAGAAGUGAACAGAGAGAUCCAGAGCAUGAUUUGGGAUGGAAGGAACGUGUGGAAGUCUGCAGUGCUGUCCCCGUGCUUAAAGCAGGUCUAACUUCGAAGUUGGAGGAGGUUGCUGAGGAUGUUGUGCCUUCGAGAGCUGCAUAUGGUUGCUCGCUGUCAUUCUCCAUCUACCCCUGCUUGUGAAGACCUCUGCCGUGUGCCCCUUUCAGUCAUUUCUCUUUGAACAUGGGGAAUCGUUCCUCAAAGAGAAGUUCCUCCAAAGUUUUGGUCAGCUUGAUGGUGGUCUCUGAAACUCUCACUGUUCUCUCUUCUCUUUAUUGCAUUCGGGAGGUGAUGAACUGCACGCAGAAUUCAGACUCUCGCUGAACCUGGAGUUUGCAUAACGUGGAAGGAAAUCCGUUGUUUUCUUCUCUGUCCCCAGAAGUCUUAACCUUAGUGCCUCUUUUAGCCUCCUUUCAUGUUGUAUGGUGUGCCCUCAUUCAUAUACAUUUUCCUGUCUUGCAUGUAGGCCAAUUCGAACGAAGAUUUUAUUUCUGGCUGCUGAUGCUCCCACAGGAUGCUGCUCUGCAGUCUUCUCUCUUAUGGAGAACGCUGUCCUCCUCCUCCUCCUCCUCUUUGAUUCUCUCUUUCAUUCAUGCAAGGUGACCUCUGUUGGUACUUCAUGGUUUUCUGCCCCCCUGCCUUGUAUGGCAUCUAUUUGUUCGUGAAGUACUACACAAUUAGUUUGUAGCUGGGACAGAUAAUGGGACGGUUUCGUAUUUCCAAGUAUGUAGUUCAUGCACUUCGUGAUACAGAGUGGUUCUGGCAGAAGAGCGCCAACCAAGAGAGAUGUAAGAGAUGUGUAGCUCUAUUGCCACAUGAAGCAAGAUGCACUGCUGGAGGACUUGUUCUUGGUGAAGGAAUGCCUUUAUAGAGGCACCUCACUCAUGUUUCCUGACUGUAGCCUUGCCAUGUAACCUGCUAUGGUAGGCAUUGUAUUUUGUCUUUCUGAGAGUUAUUUUUAAAAAUAAACUGGCAUUAUUCUUUUAAUCUGUGCCUUAUGUUGACAACUUGGAGAACCCUUGAAACUCCCCAUUCCCCUCUAAGGAGCAUGACUUAGCUUUCCUUUCCCAGGAGAUACGUCAGUAAUUGUGAGGUGAGAGCCACGUUGCCAAACAUGGUUGGCUGUCUGAUGUCAGAGUUUGUGUCUCUUGCCGUCCUUGUGGGUGACUGUCUUCUAGCCUCUUGAGCUGAGGUUUACCUGGCGAAAAAGUCUUGAGUUUUCAGGUGUCGUUUUGGUUCCUAUCGUCAUGGAAGUGGGUAUAGGAACACUGGCAAUAAAGCAGAGAACUGAGACUGUUGACAAAGCCUGCUUUUCUUCAGCUGCACUUCCUUGGAAAUCAUUGACAGCUCUCCCUGAAAAUUGCCCUUGGAACUUGUUAUGUGGUGGAGACCUGGAAAUAAACCAAGACCACUGUUCGAACAGCUGUAUGGAUAACGAUGUAAUGAGAGACGACCUGUUUGACAGACAGACCUAUUUGUGUUAGCAUUUGGUAUCCUUAUUUUGGUUCAGCCUUAUGUUGUGUGGCUAAUGUUCCUUUGCCAGAACGAGCAAACGAUUUCUGUACGAAGUCAUCCCACUCAUGUUUCUGCCUGGCAUGUGUGUCAGGGUGGCAGCAAGCUUGCAUGGCUGUGUAGAGAAGGAGCUGUGAUAUCUUUAUCUCCGUGGAUGUGGUGGGAGCCAGGGGAGAUGUUUUCAGACUAACAGUCCCUUGCCAGAGCAGUGGUGUAACCUUUGGGGGGUAUUUGUUUGGUUAUGUGGUGUGUGGAUCACUUUAAUGAAUGCGAGGCAUUCCACGCGGACUAAUUUGCACUGGUGAUAGAAAUAGUCUUGCUUCGUUGUA